AUGGGAUUGAUUUCGCCAUUUCUCGUAACCGCUAAACUCUGUUUUCAACGCACUUGGCAACUUAAACUUGGAUGGGAUGAAAUUCUACCAGAUGACAUCAGACACCAAUGGGCUGACUGGUGCGACGACCUAGGACAUUUAUCGCGGAUACAAGUACCGCGAUUUUACGAGUAUGGCUUAAGUGACGUCGCCGACACCAGAGUGCUGCACGUCUUUGCGGAUGCAAGCACCGCAGCCUACGGCGCGGUAGUGUACCUGUGCGUAAGGGACUUAACAGGAAGGACGACGACGACACUGGUUCUGGCGAAGUCAAGAAUCGCUCCACUAAAACAACUGACGCUGCCCCGUCUAGAGUUGAUGGCGAGCCUCGUGGCAUCACGCCUAUUUCAGUACAUCGGCGGAAACCUCAAGCUUGACGUUAGCGGCGUGCAUUUCUGGACCGACAGUAUGAUCACACUCCAUUGGAUCCAGGGCGAUGCAGCAAGAUGGAAACCAUUCGUAAGGAACCGAGUGACCGAAAUUCAAAAGAACAGCGAUUCGCAUCCUUGGCACUACUGUCCGAGCAAAGAGAAUCCCGCUGACUUAAUGACAAGAGGAAUAUCAGCUCAACGACUGAUCGAGAGUCAGUUGUGGUGGAAGGGACCACCGUGGAUCGUCAGCGACGAGAGCUCGUGGCCAGGAAGGCCCCCAACGACACGGUUUGCGUCCGAAGAACUUGAAGAAAUGAAAUCCCAGGUGUUAACCACAGCUACUUCAACAUCCACAGUACCGGUUUUACUUGACAUCAACAAGUACAGUUCCGUACUCAAGCUUCAUAGGACAACAGCAUGGGUCCUGCGCUAUAUUCAUAACCUGAAAUCGCAUGUCAGGAGGAGUGGAGUACUGUCAACAGAAGAGAUCGAAAAGGCCGAAGUCCAUUGGAUAACGACAGUUCAACGGAUGACCUUUCAGCACGAACUGAGCUGUAUCGAAAAGGGCUCCAAACUUCCGAGCAACUCGCCAUUAAGGGACCUAACACCAUUCAUCGACAACGACGGGAUUAUCAGGGCUGGCGGACGUCUACAGUUCAGCCGUGGAACGUACGACGAGCGACAUCCCAGGAUCUUGCCUGGAGAUCAUCAUUACACGAAGCUACUGGUUCGUCAGACUCAUCAUCAACUUCUUCAUGCGGGCAUCAGAGAUACACUCGUGCAACUACGAGAGAACUUUUGGGUUACCAGAGCUCGUCGACUUGUAAAAAGGGUCAUUCACGACUGCGUGACCUGCAAGCGUUUGAACGCCAAGGCAGCAAGCGAAACGGUUGCUCCUUUGCCAGCGGACCGAGUAACGGAAUGCCUACCGUUUGAAGUGGUGGGAAUUGAUUUUGCCGGACCUCUGAUGGUGAAGGAAGCUAGCAGUACCAAGAAACGUUACAUCGUCCUUUUUGUAUGUGCAGUCACGAGGGCAAUACAUCUCGAGUUGUCCAAGGACAUGUCCAGCAAGAGUUUUCUACAGGCUCUACGACGGUUCGUCUCACGGAGAGGGCUAUGCCGCAUUGUGUAUUCUGACAAUUUCUUAUCGUUCAAGAGAAGUAGGAGCGAACUGAAAGAGCUGUGGUUGGCCUUAAGGGAUCCGGUGGUGAAAGAUCAUUUCUCGACGAGCAAAAUAGAAUGGCGGUUCAUUAUGGAGCGGGCGCCCUGGUGGGGCGGGUUUUACGAACGACUUGUGCGAUCCGUCAAGACAUCGCUGAAGAAGGUACUAGGAAGGAAGCUCCUUGAUACGGAAGAGAUAGUCACCAUCCUGACUGAAGUGGAAGCGGUGAUUAACUCACGGCCUAUAACGUUCCUCUACAGCAACAGCUCUGAAGAAAUGCCAAUUUCCCCAGCGCACUUCCUCGUCGGUAAACGUCUGACGUCUCUACCUACCCCACAAUGCAGAGAACUUACCUCAACGAAACUAUCAUUAGACGAAAUUUGGACAAGUCGACAAAGGGGUCUUGCCCACUUUUGGAAAAGAUGGCACAAGGAAUACUUGGCCGAACUGCAGUCAUCUCGUUCGUCGAGAGUUUUCAAGUCAUCAGCGCUCAAACCUGGCGACAUAGUCAUCUUGCACGAUGAGAAACAACCACGGCCGCUCUGGAAGUUGUGCAGGAUUGUGGACGUAUUCUGCGGCAGGGAUGAGAAAGUCAGGGCUUGCACCGUACGCCUACCUGAUGGCACUUUGCGAAGAAGACCGGUGCAACUGCUGUAUCCGCUAGAACUGGCCAACGGUUAA
This is a messenger RNA of Ornithodoros turicata, 2253 nucleotides long. RefSeq lists its product as uncharacterized. The record is from RefSeq and is a predicted model, not a curated record. Gene Ontology annotation, molecular function: nucleic acid binding. Lineage: Eukaryota; Metazoa; Arthropoda; Arachnida; Ixodida; Argasidae. The transcript has a single exon. Gene Ontology annotation, biological process: DNA integration. Bases 1 to 2253 code for a protein of 750 amino acids.